This is a messenger RNA of Pseudomyrmex gracilis, 1134 nucleotides long. Its product is annotated as nuclear receptor-binding factor 2-like. The coding region runs from base 54 to 800 and encodes 248 amino acids. The transcript has 3 exons. Gene Ontology annotation, biological process: autophagy. Lineage: Eukaryota; Metazoa; Arthropoda; Insecta; Hymenoptera; Formicidae. The record is from RefSeq and is a predicted model, not a curated record.
UGGUGACACUGAUUUUGCAGCGAGAAUUGCUUGAUAAACAGCUGAUUUUAGUCAUGGAGACAGCUGCCUUGAACUUGGCGCAUGAGAAACAGAGACGGGCGGAGGCAUCACUGCGGGAAGGAAAGUUUGAGGAAGCGGCUGAGUAUCACGAAACUGUGGCCGAUCUCUUAGCGAAGGCUCAUGAGAAACUCGAAUCCAGUCUGGUUAACGUGCACGGGUCAGCUGUGUCUUCUCAAGAACCUUAUCUGAUACCGAUCCAUUUGCUCAACAGUUUGGAAUCACUCAGUCUGCAACAAGAUUAUCACAAGAGACAGGCAGCUGUGGUCAGAAUGAAGCAGGUGCGAUACGAAGAAUACAAAACAACGCUGGAGAAUCAUCAGAAAGAUCUCCUUAGUAAAAAUGUAGCCAAAUAUAGUGACAAAGAAAAUUGCACCGACACAAGAAGUGACAAGUUUGAUGGUUCGUUGCGUCAAGCCAUAUACAAAACUAUCGACGAGCAGGACAAUCUUUUGAGUUUGAUAUCGCUACCCGAUAGCAAUGAAAAAACAUUUAAACAUCCGAAGGACGCAAGUACCGUUAUAGAAGAAUUAAGAACUGUCAAUAGCCAAUUACGAUCUCUUGUAGGAAGUUUACUUAGCCAAUUGGAAGCGAAAGAAGAGGAAGUGCGUCAGUUGACAAAACGUCUGAAAACAUUUUCCGCAAACGACGAUAUGAGAACAGAGGAUCGCGCUUUAAGUCUUCCGCCAUUGCCGCCUUUAACACCUCUUGAAAUGCCACUUUUUGAUUUUACAUCCUCAUAAACUCGAUUCAUCUCGCUAUAUUGAGUUUGUACGAUUUCUUGUAAAUCUACUCUAAGUGAGAAAGAUUCAAGAUGAGAUCUGUUAACUCCGGCAUCGAGUUGUUCACAUAGUUAAAUUAAAAAAAAAAAACAAAAAAACAAAAACCGCAAUGAUGUUUUAUGGACCAGUCUGUCAUCGGAUAGAUGCAAUCUCUUGGCAAAAGAACGAUUUAUUACAAGUGCAAAACUAUCCAUAUAUCAAUAUAUGCUAUGUAUAUGGGUGUGUACAUAUAAUUUAUAAUGUAAUGAUUCUAAUGUAUGUUAAUUUUUAAAAAAAUUUAUAAACAAUAUAUAAG